This is a messenger RNA of Fraxinus pennsylvanica, 738 nucleotides long. Lineage: Eukaryota; Viridiplantae; Streptophyta; Magnoliopsida; Lamiales; Oleaceae. The record is from the annotation of a GenBank genome assembly.
AUGGGUUUUCUAGAUCAUAUUUCAGAAGUGUUCUCAGUUACAAGCACAAGAAGGAGGAAGCGCAAGCCAAUGCAGACAGUGGAAAUAAAGGUGAAAAUGGAUUGUGAAGGCUGCGAAAGAAAAGUUAAAAACGCCGUUUCCUCCAUCAAAGGUGUAAGAUCAGUUGUCAUAAACAGAAAACAAAGCCGAGUAACAGUAAGUGGUUAUGUGGAGCCAAACAAGGUCUUAAAUAAAGUGAAGGGCACAGGAAAGAAAGCUGAAUUUUGGCCAUAUGUUCAAUACAAUUUGGCAUAUUAUCCAUAUGCUCCUGGAGCCUACGACAAAAAGGCGCCUUCUGGAUAUGUUAGAAAUGUUGCACAGGCAUUUCCAAGCCCUAAUGCUCCAGAUGAGAAGUAUACAACAAUUUUCAGUGAUGAAAAUGUGGUGGAAUUAGUGGGAGUAUUGUGGGUGUGGGAGCAGGAGCGGGAGCCGGUGCCUUUAUUGCUAGGGCUGGUGUUGGUGGUGGCUGUUGGACAGGUGCAUGGGAUGCUUGUGGUUGAGGUGGGGGAACCAAAUCUGGUGCUGGGGCUGGACGCAAUAGGUGGUGCUAGCAUGGCGCUAGUGGUGCCGUUGGUGGUGGAAUUGGUGGGGGUAUUGUGGGUGUGGGAGCAUGAGCGGGAGCCGGUGCCUUUAUUGUUAGGGCUGGUGUUGGUGGUGGCUGUUGGACAGGUGCAGGGGAUGCUUGUGGUUGAGGUAUAA